AUGGCACUUAAGGUCUAUUCGCUGUGGAUCUUUGACCGGCACUGUGAGGCGAUCUACCACCAGGACUGGUCGCAUGUGUACCAGCAAGGCGCGUCCGGCGGCGCUGCGUCCUUUACCUCGUCGAUCGGCGCGACGCUCCAGCGCGUCGGCGGCGGCUCCACCGAGGACAAGGGCGAGGCGGGCACCACGGCCCUGCGCCCGGCCGGCGACGCGCUGCCCGGUGUGAGCCGCGAGGUGGGCGAUGCGCCCGCCAGCACGCUCCUCCCGUUCGACCAGGAGGCGAAGCUGAUUUAUGGCGUCGUCUACUCCCUCCGCAACCUCGUGCGAAAGCUCGGGGGGAAGAGCGAGCAGUUUUACAACUUCUCGACGUCGACCUAUACCCUCUCGCACCUGCAGACGCCGACGAUGUAUACGUUUGUCAUGAUCACGGACCCGCCGACGCAGCGCGACGCGUCCAAAGGGCCGCUCGGCAACCUCGCGAGCUCCAGCGCGAUCCCGGGCACGGCAGGCAUGACCCUGCGCGGCGUCCUCAACGAGAUUUGGCGGGGGCCGUGGAUCGAGCACGCGACGCGCCACCCGCUCGUCGACUGCACCGAGCGCGAGCGGUUCGCGCCACCGCUCCCCCAUGCCCAGGCGAGCGCGCCGGACGCGCCGGCGCCCCCGCAGACGCGCGACGAGCUCGGCGAGCGCAUCCAGCGCACGCGCGGCAUCGACAACGACGGGCUGCGUGCGGCGAUCGAAAAGCGUACGUUGUUGUAUUAA
Malassezia japonica is the source of this 762-nucleotide messenger RNA. It is a transcript of the gene bet5, whose product is annotated as Trafficking protein particle complex subunit BET5. Gene Ontology annotation, biological process: endoplasmic reticulum to Golgi vesicle-mediated transport. The record is from RefSeq and is a predicted model, not a curated record. The coding region runs from base 1 to 762 and encodes 253 amino acids. Gene Ontology annotation, cellular component: TRAPP complex. The transcript has 2 exons. NCBI's taxonomy places the organism in Eukaryota, Fungi, Basidiomycota, Malasseziomycetes, Malasseziales, Malasseziaceae.